AUGAUUUCAAAAUUAGAAGGUCCAGAAAAAUUAGAAAGAACUAAGAUUUCUGAGGAUUCUAGUUUUUCAUCAUUAUCCAUGCGGAUGUUAAAUGCUCGAGAUUUUCCCGAGUCAAAAAAUCUUCUUAAAAACUGUCUUGAACUAGAACGUUUUCGGUUACAAAUAGUCGAACCACAGCUGAUGGUAGAAAGUAUAACCAAACUUGCAGGAAAGGUGGAUAAUGUUGUUACAGCUCUUUCCGAAACUAAUUUGGCCCUUUCUGUAACCAAUGGACAGCUAUCUAAACUUGUUGAUUUGUUGACGCUAAAAGAAUAUAAAAAAUAUCGUGCUCUGGCCUCGUCCUCUAAUGAUUCUUCUUAUAUGCGACUAGCGGCAGCUAAUUAUCGUGAAGCUUUGAUGCUUCUCUCAAGUGAUACUCCUAAUUCUUUUGUGGAGCAUCUUGAUAACGAAGAGAUGGCCGAUAAAAUUUGGCAAUCGUAUGAUGAAUGCUGGGUCGAUAGCGAAAAUGGAAUGGAUAAGAUUAUUAAUGGUGAAGUGGAUAGGAUAUUAAAAAGUAAAGGCGCGAAAAGCUUUAUCAAAGAAGCAAAGUCAGGACUGAACAUGAACGUUGUUGGGAACAUGGAAUGCAGUAUCGAUGAUGAAUAUGAUAUUCUAGAAGUUCCUGAUAUCAACGGUCUAUUGGCAAUCGUAAAGACGGAUAAACUCUCUGAUACGUCCGAAUGCAACCAGCCAUCAGCUUCAAUGUUAACGCCUGACGACUGCACUCUACAACAGACACAAUUGGACAGACACCAUACAGCUCAAGACGUCUCUCAAAAGUUGGCUCCGGAGCGUCCUCAAUCAAAGCGACAACCUCGUACAGCCUCAUCAUUGAUAUCCUCGUAUUUUAUUAAGAAUCCUAAUAAUAAGAAACCUUUAGCUAGAACGGAUCAUAAUCUAUUCGCGAAAAAUUGCAAGCCAAAUCAAAGCCAGACUAGCAAGAUGGACAUAGACGAUAAAGUUACGAACACUAAAAAUGCUGGAUUCGAUAAUGGACCGCCCAACUUGAAAACUAGCGAUGACAUGGAAGUCGACGAAGAUUGUGAAAAGCCUGCCGUGUGUGGGAGCUUUGUCACCGCGAAACAACAAUUAGCAGCCGAAGCAAAACGCAAAUCUCGUUUUGUUCAACAAUCUCAGAAUACCGAUGAGGGAGGCACACAAUAUAAUUACUCUGCAAAUUUACGUCGGCGUUUACUUGGUUCAAGCGAUGUUGGUAAGCGUGGCAAAUUUGUGUCGCCCUUGCUAAAGCGUGAAUGUGCAGAAGACGAUAGGGAGGUAACAAGGAAUAGAGCCAAGUUGCUUAAAUCAGUAGAAAUUGAAGAACAGAUUGAUGAGAGAUUGAGAAACAUUGAUCCAAAAAUGGUGGAGAUGAUUCAAAAUGAGAUUAUGGAUAAAACACCAAACAUCACAUGGGACGACAUUGCCGGAUUAGAACACGCAAAGAAAACAAUCCAGGAGGCUGUUACUUGGCCAAUGUUGCGACCUGAUAUUUUCACGGGACUAAGAGGACCACCGAAAGGGUUACUGCUUUUCGGACCACCCGGAACAGGAAAGACAUUGAUUGGCAAGUGUAUUGCUAGUCAGUCUGGGGCGACAUUUUUUAGCAUCAGCUCAUCAUCGCUGACAUCAAAAUGGGUGGGAGAUGGCGAGAAAAUGGUUCGUGCGCUCUUUGCAGUUGCACGGGUGAAUCAGCCAGCAGUAGUUUUCGUGGAUGAGAUUGAUUCACUGUUAACGCAAAGGACUGAUGGCGAAUUUGAGGGUGAGUUUGAGGACAGUAUGAUCAUUGAUUGGGCUGAAGUACAACUAUAUAAUCGUAUAAUUAUCACACUCCAAAACAGCGUCGCGUCGUAUAAAGACGGAAUUUCUCGUCCAGAUGGUGUUAAGACAGCAGCCGAGGAAGAAGACCGUAUUCUGAUCGUCGGUGCAACCAAUAGGCCACAGGAAAUAGAUGAAGCCGCAAGGCGUCGAUUUAGGAAACGGCUUUAUAUUCCACUGCCUGAACAUAAUGGAAGAUACGGGAUCGUAUGCAAUUUGUUGAAAAAACAGAAACAUUCACUGUCAGAAGAGGAGAUUCAUGAAAUAUGCAAAAGAACGGAAGGAUAUUCUGGAUCAGAUAUGGAUGGACUUUGUAGAGAGGCCGCAUUGGGUCCGAUACGCGCAAUCGAAGACAUCCGGAGCGUAUCAGCGGAUGAUGUUCGCCCAAUGACGUUUCAAGUGCGGGCAAGUGUUAGCACAAACGACUUGGAACUAUAUCAAACGUGGAACGAAAAAUAUGGUAGUUUGAGUUGA
This is a messenger RNA of Paraglomus occultum, 2328 nucleotides long. The record is from the annotation of a GenBank genome assembly. Lineage: Eukaryota; Fungi; Glomeromycota; Glomeromycetes; Paraglomerales; Paraglomeraceae.